Molecule: messenger RNA, 665 nt
Organism: Neomonachus schauinslandi (Hawaiian monk seal)
Lineage: Eukaryota; Metazoa; Chordata; Mammalia; Carnivora; Phocidae
Product: proline-rich receptor-like protein kinase PERK2
Exons: 5
Coding region: 12-653 (213 amino acids)
Source: RefSeq, a predicted model, not a curated record
GUUGCAACAGCAUGGGUGCCCUGGAGAUGCACCAGCGCCUGGAGCAGCUGAAGAGGAGCAUUCACCGCGUGCACCUCUACUCUCAGGAUGCCAAGAAGAAGAGAAGAAAGCCAAAGCCGAAGAAACCAGAACCCGUCCUCUUGCAAGACCACUCAACUUCCCCAUGCCUGCCACCAGCCCUGCUGCCACCUCCACCGCUGCCGUCACCUGCCACCACCAUGGCCUCCGUGGUGGCCCCAUCACCCCCUGUCUACACCAUGCCUCGGGUCUUUGGCCCCUUUCCUCCGCUGCCCAGCAAGUCGAUGGAGAACUUGGAGGUUGCAAGGUCAGAAGUGAAAUUGAACUGGCCUGGCCUGUCAUCGAACCCAAAGAGACACAUGGUUGAUCUGACCCCCUUGGUCCUCAACCCCGGAGGCUUCCAUUUCUCGUACCUGGCUGGAAACAGUGCACACAAGCUCCGUUGCCCUGGCUUCCCCUGGACCUCGGCUUGUAGUGGUCCCCCCAAUGCUGAGGAGACACCACUCCCUCCUGUGAAGGCCUCCAUCUUCAACCCGCCUGUCUUGCUCAAGUUCCAGCCUGUGCCAAGACCCAAAGAUGACUCUGAGAACGACCCUAGCAGCACAGAGCCUGAGCCCCACAAGAGGGGCCCAUAACCUCUCCCUUAC